Symbiodinium sp. CCMP2592 is the source of this 654-nucleotide messenger RNA. The record is from the annotation of a GenBank genome assembly. Lineage: Eukaryota; Dinophyceae; Suessiales; Symbiodiniaceae.
AUGUCCUCUACGCAGUCUGCCUGGCUCCUCGGCUGGCCACUUCAGAUUUCGGCUGUAGGGGAUUGUGGAGGGGUUCCUGGUGAUGCGGCCCGCGCAGACGGUGAGCCUGGAACGCGCGGGGCGCGCCUGCGAGUGGAGGCUUCCGGCGGCUGCUUCCGCUGGAUCUCCCAAAGGCCGGACCUGGUGGCCUUGGAGGAGCCGCUGCCGGAGGAGUUGCCGCCGCGGCGAGCUGCCGAGGCCGAGGCAGAGGCCGCCUGCCAGGAGGCGCCCGCCCGCCGUUACGGUGCCGCGGCCAUCGCAGAGCUGCACUGUGAGCUGGUCAGGCAUGCUUGCACGUGGGACGCCAGUUCCUUGUGCAAGAGGAUCCAGGCACAGCUGGUGAUGGCUGCAGCUUGGCGUCAGCCAGUCGCAAUCAUUCGCAGCCUCGCGGAAAGCGUGGAGAAUGUCGAGAAGGUCCUGGUUUUAGCCCAGGAUAUUCAUUCAUCCGGGGUUGAACUCCGAUGUGAAGUUUACAUCGCCAACAUCCACAGAAUCGAGGUUGAGACUUCUGUGCGCCGAAUAAAUGUGGAUGAUGUGGAGACGCUCGGUGUCAAGGCCUACGACAAGCAGGGCAACGUUUUUUCGUCCCUGGAGGGUUUGCAGUCACUUCCCUGA